AUGGCGCCUAAAGAGUUCGAACCCCCCGUGCACACGAUUCCGGUCGAUUCGGAAAACAAGGCGAUGUCUUUGAACAUCUUCUCGUUCCAACGACCGCACCACAUGUCCUUCCACAUGUCCUGGAUUGGAUUUUUCAUCUCCUUCGUCUCCACUUUCGCGGCUGCGCCGAUGGUCCCGGUCAUCCGUGAGGAUUUGAACAUGACCAAGCCGGAUCUCGGGAACGCCGCGUUGGCGUCGAUUACCGGCACCAUCAUCUGCCGUGUCUUGAUGGGCACGUUCGUCGACCUCGUCGGCCCGAGAAUUGGUCUCGGUAUGAUUUUGUUAGUCACUGCUCCGUUCUGCUUCGCUAUGCCGUUCGUCAGCACUGCGUCUGGAUUUUUGAUUUGCCGUUUGGGCAUCGGGCUCGGUCUCGCGACGUUUGUCGCGUGCCAAUUUUGGAUGUCCGUCAUGUUCAACGGUAAGUGCGUCGGUAUCGCUAACGCCACGGCCGCUGGCUGGGGUAACCUCGGCGGUGGUGUCACGCAAUUCGUCAUGCCGUUGGUCUACGCUGGUAUGCUCAAAGCUACGGAAGAACGCGCUUUCACCGCUUGGAGAUGGGCGUACAUCGUCCCCGGUUUGGCUCACCUUUUGGGCGGUAUGGGUGUCAUGUUCCUCGGACAAGAUUUACCGGACGGUAACUACAAACUCAUGCACACUUCUGGUGCUCUCGAAAAGAAAUCUGCGUUUCAAGUCAACAUGAUUGGCAUGAAGAACUACAGAAUGUGGUGCAUGGUUGCGACGUACGGCUUCUGCUUCGGCGUCGAGUUGACCAUGAACAACAUCGUCGCUUCGUACUUGUACGAUCAAUUCGACGUCGAUUUGGCCAUCGCCGGUGUCUUGGCGUCGUGCUACGGUUUGAUGAACUUAUUCGCGAGAUCUGUCGGUGGUCUCGCCUCUGACUGGGCCUCUAGACGAUUCGGUAUGAGAGGAAGAUUGUGGUGCUUAUGGCUCUGGCAAACCAUCGAAGGUGUCAUGUGCAUCUUCAUGGCUUUGGCGAAAGACGAUUUGGCCACCACCAUUGCUAUGAUGGUCUUGUUCUCCAUUUGCGUGCAAGCGUCUGAAGGUGCCUCCUACGGUAUCGUCCCGUACAUUACGAGACGUGCUUUGGGCGUCGCCUCUGGCUUCAUCGGCGCCGGCGGUAACGCCGGUUCCACCAUCUGCAUCGCCUUGUUCUUCACCAGCGAUUCCAUCGAAACCUACGACGGUAUCAUGUACAUGGGCAUCACCAUCAUCGCCGUUACUUUGUUGGUCAUUCCGAUCCACUUCCCGAUGUGGGGCUCCAUGUUCCUCGGUCCGAACGACUCCACCGAGGAAGACUACUACAUCAAAAACGACUUCUCUGCGGAAGAAAUCAAGCAAGGUUUGGCCGCGCCGGUCCAAAAGUUCUGCAACAACGCGCACAUGGAACGCCCGCCCUCCAAGAGAACUGGCUCGGAAUCCGCGUAA
Messenger RNA from Bathycoccus prasinos, 1485 nucleotides. RefSeq names its product nitrate transporter. The transcript is spliced from 2 exons. Gene Ontology annotation, biological process: transmembrane transport. NCBI's taxonomy places the organism in Eukaryota, Viridiplantae, Chlorophyta, Mamiellophyceae, Mamiellales, Bathycoccaceae. Gene Ontology annotation, molecular function: nitrate transmembrane transporter activity. The record is from RefSeq and is a predicted model, not a curated record. The coding region runs from base 1 to 1485 and encodes 494 amino acids.